Messenger RNA from Haemonchus placei, 1830 nucleotides. The record is from the annotation of a GenBank genome assembly. Lineage: Eukaryota; Metazoa; Nematoda; Chromadorea; Rhabditida; Trichostrongylidae.
AUGUAUUAUUCAGACUUUGGUAUGGGUGCUCAGGAAAGCACUGGAAGAAGGCAACAACAGGUGAUAGAUUUGAAAGAUGAUGUUCCACGUGACGCUAAAGCAUAUAAACUAUGGAGUCAUAUUCAUCAGGCAGUGAAGAACCAAAGCUUACCCUGCACGAUUUUCGUGAAGAAACUUGAUAGCAGUGAUGGAUCUUCGAAGUACUACGAAAAUGGUAUAAAGUUACUUAAACAGCUUAAACAUCCGUACAUUUUGAAGUUUUUGGAUGGGGCUUCCACAGCAAAUGAUGUGUCAUUAGUUACGGAGCGCGUUCAGAUGCUCGAUCAUUCGAUCGAAUCCCUAUCAAUAGAUGAAAUACAAUCCGGGUUAUAUCACAUUUUAGAAGCUGUUCUUUUCCUCCAUACUAAGGCCUCAUUAUCUCACAAUAAUCUUACCCCGGCCUCGAUUUUUGUUGCAAGUAAUGGAGAAUGGAAGCUUGGCGGGAUAGUCACAAAUUCCUGCAGUCUCAAUUCAGCUCUUCCGUCCGUCUACCUGAGUAUCUGCCUCCAAAAGAGCCUUGUAAUAGUCAAAGAGAAGGAUUCCGCCCGAAUUCAGGUCUCAUUGAAUAAGGCCGAAGAAAAAGUCCGAAGUCUUCGUGAAAUUGCUGCUCAAUUGACUACUGGAGAUCCUGCACAGCGAAUUCAACUACAUGUGGUCUUUGCACAUCCAGCUUUAUCCAAUUCUCUCAUUCAAAUAAUCGAGUUUUGUAAUACUAUUCAUCUGAGGACUGAUGAAGAAAAAGACGAAUUCUUCAGGGAUAUUGUACCUCGUUUACGCUGCAUUCCGGGUGAUGUUGUUGCACGGAGGCUUUCCCGUUUACUUUUAUCUCGUUAUGUCCUCCUUGAAACACGAUGCCAAUCAGAACUUUAUCCAGCUUUGCUAGUUCCUGCAGGAGAUCAAAAUGGAAUUCUUUCCCGUGACCACUUUCAACGCCAUAUGAUACCCGAAAUAUUGCGGUUGUUCAAAGUACGGGAGUCAGCGGUUCGUAUAGUACUUCUUUCGCAUUUCAAUGGCUACGCUCGUUACAUUCCUCAUGAACGUCUUGUUGGAUUUGUCACCGAUGAGGUGAUUCAAGGAUGCUUUGACAGUGACAGUCAGUUGGUGGCUGCUUCUCUUAGAGCACUGGCUACAUUAGUGGAGAUUGCAGGUGCUGAUGCAGUUUGUCCGUGGCCUAUUUCAAAAACAUUUGCCAACGGAUCACCAAUGAGAUCCCGUGCAUCUGCGUAUGCAACAUCUAAUUUCUUCUCUGUGAACUACGUCGAUGGUACGAAAGUCAACGAUGGAGCUGAAACCGAAAAGAAAGUUUCUGCUGCCGUCAGUGGUGAUCAAACCGGGUCAUGGAGCGACGAGGGAAUCGCAGAUUGGAACAAUGAUUCGUCGUGGUCAGCUGAUUGGAAAGGAGACGACAAGUCAACAUCUGAUCAUGAACCAGAACCUGCAAAGGAGAUCCCUGACGUUGUUGAAUCCCACAGUUCCACCUUUAGGGUGAACACACCCCCUGAUUCUAAAAAGGGCAUAGGUAGCGAAUUUGAGAUCAGCGUUCCGACGCAACGAAGUCUUGAGGACGAACUGCUGGCCGAUCUUACACCGAAAAUUACCACUAAAUCUCUUGUCGAUCAACUGAGUACUCUUCAAAGCACAAUCAAUGCGCUAUCUGCAGCCAAAAAAGUCCCACCGAAAUUUGCUAUGGUCGAGACAGUGGACGAAACUGAAGGAUGGGAUGAAACUAUGAAUGAGAGUCUCACCAGUGUUGAGGAUGUUGUAAUGGUAUGCUCAAGAGCUAAUGCUUAA